Molecule: messenger RNA, 3434 nt
Organism: Triplophysa rosa
Lineage: Eukaryota; Metazoa; Chordata; Actinopteri; Cypriniformes; Nemacheilidae
Gene: rbbp8
Product: retinoblastoma binding protein 8
Exons: 18
Coding region: 216-2114 (632 amino acids)
Biological process (GO): DNA double-strand break processing involved in repair via single-strand annealing; double-strand break repair via homologous recombination
Cellular component (GO): site of double-strand break
Molecular function (GO): double-strand/single-strand DNA junction binding; double-stranded DNA binding; damaged DNA binding
Source: RefSeq, a predicted model, not a curated record
AAUGCGAAUGUUUUUAUGACGGCACAGACUUGAGUUUUACUUUGUAAUAAUUAUGUCUCUCUUUUUAACUAGGUGCAUUGAAUAGAUUAUAUCGCCGUGGAAACGACCCGAAGGAAUAUCUUGAGGGAUUUUUUGCCUGAAAAGAGCUGCUCUCUGUCAGUCCGCGAGAAGUGAAUGUCAUAUUUGACGUGUCUGUGACGUUAGAUUUGAUAAGAAUGAGUACUCCAGAUCUGAGCGGUCAGAAGUGUGUGUCCAGCGCAUCUUCAGACUCCAGAGAGAAACUUCAGGAUCUGUUGAAUGCUGUCAGAGACUUUCAUGAAUCUACACGGCAAGAAUUACAAGCAAAGGUGACCAAACUGAAGAAAGAGCGAUGUCUAGAUGCUCAGAGAUUGAGGGAAUUCCACAGCAAGAACCAGCAGCUCAGAGAACAGCAGCGGGAUCUGCAGGAGAAGAUCAGACAGCUGGACGACAGGGUGCAUUCUGGACCGUGUGAGCGCUGCGCUCACAAGACAAAUAUGAAGUUUGACGAUGCUGAACAGAAAAACCGGGAUCUCAUUUCUAAGCUUGAGGUGGAGAGGAUGCGUCUUAGAGAGGAAAACAGAAAGAUGAGCGCAGAAUUGGAACGGCUAAGAAAUUCAGGUUGUGAGGCAGAGGAGGGCAUGAUUCCCGACUCCCCACUGCAGCCGCUCUCAUUGCCCGUCGUGAGCAAGAUGAAACGAAGGAAAGAUCAGAAUCAUGUCCGCUAUGCUGAGAAACCGUUGUCGCUCUCUUACCCCGAGCGCAUGCGAGGAGAGAUGUCUGCACCAUCUGCCUGCUAUGGCACAAGUGUGUUAGUUGCUGAGACGUGUGAGAUGGAUAUGACUUGGAUUACAGAGCCUAAAAACAGAAAGCAUCACAAGACUGUGGUUCCUGAGACCUGCAGAAUAGACGUCCAGCCAGAGCAGUUGGAGGAUGAUGAAAAUGACACCCAGAGAAGUGUGCAUCCCGAGCCGUGUGACCGCACCGCUGUUUCCAGCACCUCUGCUCUCAGGAACGAUGACUCUCAAACUGUUUUGAGUUCUCGAGAGCAGCAGAACCCGUCGACGGAUGACACGCCACACACGCCCUCGAACAACAGCACAUGUCUGCCGGUUACAGGCAAGAGAAAACACACAGGCUGCAAAAAAACAGAAAAGAAGAAUUCUGACAGCAGUCUGGAUGAGCCCGAUGAGUCGGGAAUGGAGGGGAAAUCCGUUUUGUGGAGGAAAGGCCGUUUUGUGGAAAUCAACGAGAGACACAGUGAGACAGAAAUGAUCCAGACGCACCAGGAUUCAAAGAGGAAACGUUUGGAGACGCACCAGCACACGUCACACAAGAGGCGAAACAACGCAGCUUUUCCUUACGAUCAGAGCUGGAGUGUUGAUCCAGGAGUGGAUCUGCAUCAAUAUGACUCCGAACACUCUCCUCAACCACAGCUCAGAACGGACUUGGAAACAUUGGACACUGACUGCACAUUUGUGAGCCACAGUCUGCUGCUGAGAGGCCAGAAGGUGGCGGGACAAGCCCAGGUCACAGGAGUUGGACAGAAAGCGAACGACAGUCUUGCUGACAUCUUUGAUAAGACGACGUACAGUGAAUAUGAGUCUUGUCCUCGGGAUGUGAGCUGUGAUGCUGAGCGAGACGUUACGCACAUGGAGGAGAAAGAGGAAGAGGAGAUGGGAGAGGAUGAAGAGGUGGAAGAUGAGUUCUGCAGGCCUACAGACAGAGAGCAAAUAAAGUCUAAUGGCGAUGCUUCGGACAGAAACAAAUCUUUUGCUUGUGUGGAAGUUGUGCGUAAGAAAGACGAGAGGAGAAAACUGAAGGGCCACUAUUGUAAAGAGUGUGAAAUAUAUUAUGCAGAUCUUCCAGAGGAAGAGAGAGAGAAAAAACUGUCCUCCUGCUCACGCCAUCGGUACCGGUACAUUCCACCCGCCACUCCGGAAAACUUCUGGGAAGUGGGAUUCCCCUCAACACAGACCUGUGUGGACAGGGGAUACAUCAAAGAGGAGGAGCAGCCGGACGUGAGGAUGCGCAGGAGACGACCCUAUCUCGCCAUGUUCUCACCGAAAGCCAAGUCGCAGAAGAAACCGUCUUGAGUCGAUACACGAUGAACAUGGCUUCAGUUAUGGACAUGAAUCCAGUGGGAGAUUUGUGAACUGUGCAUGUCAGUGCGUCUCUCAGAUCUCAAGCCAUGAAACAAAUCACAGAUGUUUCCUUUCAUUUGUUUUGACAUCUAGAUUUACGUGCGCGCACGGCGUGUGUGUUAGAUUUCAUGAAACGACCUCGAUUAAUAAACACACCAUUGACUUUUUCUCGGGGAUUUAAGAAUUCUGUAAAUAGUUUUGUAUGUGAUUUCACCGGUCAGUUGUACAAAAGCUUGGAAGGGUUAUUUAAACUGGAACACAAUUGUAAUAAAAAUGUUUUUGUUUGCAAUGCAUGCUGGGUUCAGAAGCAGAUCAAUUAAGCACCACUAGCACAACCCAUAUGUCGUACGUGAAGUGUGCUUCAAGUCUUUCCAUGACGACAGCUGCAGAGAACAGAAACUACAUGUCAAGAUGGAUCGCAGACGGCUUUUUCCUUCCUAAACAACAUCUCUUUAAAUGGACAGCCAGUGGAAGGCCACAGGAUUCUUGAUAUGGCUGAGGAACACAAGAUCACAGACUGCUUUAGAAGAAGCAGAGAACAGAAGCAGCAAAGAGGAGUUCGAAGGUCAAACGGGGAGCCCUGUAAUCAUGAGAGGAAGAUGUUUGAUCCUCACUCCUAUCUCAAACGCACAUCUCAACAAGGUGUUUCUCCGGAAAAUGAAUCGAGUCUACUUUGAAAAACUGGCCUUGCAGGGUAAACUGGACGAGCAGAAUCGUGAACUUUGCGCGGGGGCCUGUAUCCUGCUCGCCGCCAAAAUAAGCAAUGAUCUCAAGAGAGCAGAGGUCAAACACCUUACAGAUGCAAGUAAUGAACUGUCUCUGUUAGAGGGCUUGUUCACCUAAAACUGAAAAGUACUUUUUCAUGUACUUUCCCUCAUCUCAUUCCAAACCAAAAGAAGAUAUUUUGAAAGAAUGUUGAUAACCAAGCAACACCCCAUUGACUUCCAUUGUACGAACACAAAACCACGGAGACAUUUCUCAAAAUAUCUUCUUUUCUGUUCCACAGAUGAAAGAAUCGUAUACAAGUUUAUUAAUGACAUGAAGGUGAAUAAAUGAUCAUAUUUUUGCGUGAACUUGAAAAGGUCAAAGAGGGCACUGUUCAUAUCACCCUGAUGUCUUGAUGUCGAUCAGAGGUCGGAGGAGAGAUUGCGGUUAAAUCGCAGAGAAAUCGUCAAGAGUUUAAACUGCAUCUGUCACGACAUGAGCCCACUCCAUACGUCUCCUAAAGACCAACUAGAACCAGACACAGUCCUCGAAACACACUUGUGACUU